AUGCAAAAUUCAGCAUUUUCAAAUAAUCCACGAAAAUUAAAUCAUGAAUUUAAAGAAUGCUUAGAACAUGAUUGGAAAGAAUCAAUGAAUACUAUGAAGAAACUGAUUGAUCUAUUGGAACAUCUUCCACCAGUAUCUACACAGGUCUUCCGAGAUAUGGAUAGUGAGAAAAAUGAAUUGAAAAGUUUACUUCACGAUUCACGUCUCAUCAUCAAAGAAAUGCAAGCAUUAGAUGAUGUAUUAGAAGCAAAAGCAACAUUGGAUCGAAUUCAUAAGAGCUACACAACAACAUCAGUUCCAUAUCACAAUACUCUCUGCUCAAAUUGUCACUAUGUCUGUCAUGAAAGGUGUCAAUUGAACGAAACAAAAAAUCAAGGAGAUGACACACUGUCUCAAUGUGCAGCUUUCAAUUUUAGUGGUCAAUGUAAAAAUUGUCCAGGAUUAUGCCAUGUCAAACAACAUUAUCAUGCAAGAAAAUUAAUUAAACAAACCGAUCGUACUCAGCUUGAACUAUUGAAAUCGAUCGAAGCUGAACAGGCACUCAAAUCUAGAGCUGCUAUCGAUAAAAAACUGCAAAAUCAGUUGGAUGAAAUCAAGCAUCGAGCUGAAUAUCUCAUCGAUACAUGUGCUGAAUUCAACAUUGCUGAUGAGUUCUACAUUUUUGUCGGGUAUCUCCAAACCGAUAUGAAACUGUUGAAAUCUGCCGAUGCUAAACGACAAGCAAACGACUUUUUAAAAAAAGUGAAAGCUGUUUGUGAUGAGCUGGCCAAUAAGCAACCGCACCAAUCAGCCACUCGAACUGAUGAACAUCUAGCAACUACGAAUCCUGAACCAGUACCUUCGAAAGUACCUGCGCGAAACCGAAGCCAACCGUCAACAGAAGAGGCCUGUAACUAUCCUGCUGAGAGAUUAGAGUCCCAAAAGUCAUCAAAAGAGAAGACAAUCGAAUAUUGGAUGAACCAUGAUAAAAUGGACACCGAUGCACAUUAUCAUGGACCAGUCAGUCAUGGCGAGCAUCAUUGUCAUGUAGAUGAAGACGCAACAAACUCUCGACGAAAAGAAUUUGAAGAAGAAAUCGAACGUCAUAUGUAUACCCGUGGUGUAGAACAAGAUGACAUCAAUAUUGCAAAGAUUAUCGAUGCAGUAGAAUCAUUUGACGGUCUCACCUGUGUUAUCAUUGUAAUGAAUGGCACAAAUGCUCGUCUUACAACCAAUAUUCAAAAUGUUAUUGUACGUCUACAGGGUUUCCUUCCAGAUAUCGUUAUGAAAGAUGUAAUCGUCGCCUUAACAAAUGUUAGUCGUCAUGCUGCCAAUAUGGAUUUGGAAGAAGCACUUCAAAACUUACCAUCAACUGUAUAUCCAUUUUAUAUGCAAAAUUCAGCCUUUUCAACAGAUCCGUCGACAUGGGAUGAAGAGGUAAGAUUAGAUUUGCAAAAGGAUUGGAAUUUGGCAAUGACAGAGUUGAAACGGUUAGUGGAUAGAAUUGAUACUUUUGGAUUACAACCUGUACAAGCGUUUAAAGACAUGCAAGCCAUUCGAGGCCAUAUAAAGUCUAUGAUGCAUACAGCACGUCUGGAAGUUGUCAAAAUCCAACAGAUGCAAGACGAGAUUGCUACUCUAGCAGUUAAUAUGAGUGGUUACGACAACGAUAUCACUAAUAAUAAAAAUUUUACACGAACAGUACAAAUUCCAGAAAUUGUCCCGGCAGACCAUUACAAUACAAUCUGUUCUACCUGUAACAGCGUGUGCCAUCAAAAGUGUGGUGUAACGGAAACAUUUCAAAUGGGUGAUGAAAAACUGAAGGGCUGUUACUGUAUGGGUGCUAAUAAUCAAUGUCGAAUAUGCAAAGGUCACUGUUCCUAUAUCUUCCAUCGUCAUCAUCGAGAAACAGUGAUAACUGUAACUAAAACAAUUCAAGAAGUACUGCAUGAUAUCAAGGCAAAAUUUGAUUAUGCAACAAAUAAUAAAAAUGCUGCUACACAAAGAUUGACAACACUAAGAGAUCAAAAAAAUUUACUAGAGAGAGCACUGCAACAGAAAAAUGAAGAAAUCAAACAGAAAUGUAGGGAAUUAAAGCAACAUUGCCGAGGUUUUAAUAUUGCAGAAGAACUCAAUAUAGUUAUCGGACAAUUGGAAUCAUCAAGACAGACACUAAAAGAUUUAGAUGCAAUUCGUCAAGCUGAUGCAUUUAUCAAUAGUUUGAAAGCAUUAUGUAAGCAAUUGGAGACCGAUUUAACCUUGCAGACACAAAAUGUGAAUCAAAUGAGAAUAUAUGUGGACCCUAAUUCAGAACCACGAACUCCACGAGAUCAACCCGUCUCGUCAACUACAAAUCGGAAUCAUCAUCAGCAGGCACAAGGUCAAAAUCAUGAGCAACAGUCCAAUUGGAAUGCAACUAAUUCCCGGAUUCGAAGACCAGAAAAUAAUUCUGCUUCCACUCACGGACCAAGACCUCCUAACCAGGCGUCUUCACCACAUCCAAAUCAACAAGUUCGUUCUCGUCCGGCUUCAGGUGCCGCUACUGGAAAAACAUACGUUAAGAAAAUUCACGUCACAGGUUUUCCAGAAGUUGAAAAACGUUCAAAACCAGUUUUUUAUAGGAAUGACAAUCAACAGUCACCUUGGAACGAAUCUUCUGGUGCCUAUGGUCGUGGUCGUGGUCGUGGUCGUGGUCGUGGUCGUGGUCGUGGUCGCGAUCGUGGUCGUGGUCGUGGGCGAGGUCGAGGUUCAGGUCGAGAUCAAGAUCAAGAUAGACAUCAUCCUAGUGACGAUGAACAUGGUUCACCAGAUUAUCAUCAGGCGGGAGGUGCAUCUGAAGUAGUGAACCAGGUUUAGAUGCAGAUGCCAAUAUUGCAGGACAACAACCUACAUGCAGACAACAGUAAAAAACUAAAAGGAUUAAUAAAAACAAAAAGAAACAUUAGUAAAAACAACUCGAUGACGGGAAAUUAAUCGAAAAACAGAUCAAUCUAUAUUCACAUAGAAUACAAAUCACUCUGCUAGUCUCAACUUAUUAUUAUUGAUAAAUAGUGCUAUCAAGUGAAGAACUCACAGAUCUAUACGACACCUGUUUCGUCCUUUCUCAAGGGACUCGACGGGCAUCUUUAGAGUUCUAUUAUUACAUAAAUCUAAACUCUCCAAAUAAUUGUAAAAUAGGGCUAUCAAUUUUUUUAAAAUAAAGGUGCGGGUGUUAGUGUGGGUGUGGGUGUGGGUGUG
Rotaria sp. Silwood1 is the source of this 3216-nucleotide messenger RNA. NCBI's taxonomy places the organism in Eukaryota, Metazoa, Rotifera, Eurotatoria, Philodinida, Philodinidae. The record is from the annotation of a GenBank genome assembly.